AUGGCCUGUGAAAGUCAAGCUGGUGGAAUUGAGAAAAAUGGGUCAUUUUCCUCCAUCCUUUACUGUAAGAAUGAUUUAAAGGGAGGAUCCCUGCAGCUGGUGAAAGAACCUCUCAAUGGCCAGGUGCUCAUGGUUCUCAGCGUGGACAACAACUGCUCAGCCACCUCCUUUGACAUGGAGCUUUGUGCAGAGAAACUGAAGUCCCUUGGGGUUCAGGUGGCAGAGGAUCAGUGGAGAAGGUUGAUCCAAGAUGCUGUCCUGAAGCCUGAAGUGAGACGGUACAUGUUCUACAACUCCAGGGUGUUCCAGAUAGCCAUCGCCGUGAUUUUCUACGUGUCUCUCUGGACAAACAUUUACACCACAGUCCAGCUCUUUUCCUUCAGACGCUACUGGGAGGCCAGUGUGCUGGUGACCCUGGUUGCUGUGGCAGUCACUGUAGUGGUGAUACUGGUUAUUGACCGUCGCCAGAGGAAGAUCAAUAUGAAUACAGAUGUGAGGCUGGCAGCUGUCAAUGAAAUCUUUAUCAAACACGGUUUGAUACUGGGGAUUACAGAUGCGCUGGAUGGGCUACACAACAUCCUACAGCUGUGGUUCGUGCACUUCAGCCCAGAGCGCUGCCUCCAGUCUCUGUCAGCCCACAUCAUGGACCUGCAGAGGACACGAGGGUCAGUCUUGCGGCACAGCCUGGACCAGCUCUGUGUGGUUAUGGAGGCAGUGGUUCGACCUGACCCAGGGAUGGAUGAGGAGGAGGCUUCACGUGAAGAAUCCCCUCUUUUAUCCAGUGGAGUGAACCUAAAUAAAGAGCAUGCAGUGGUGACAUGCAAUGAGCUGCUCCACCUUAUUCCUGAGGGCCCACCAGAGGUGAUGGCCCAGCAGCUCCUGGUGAUCUUCAGUGGAUGCUAUGUCCGGCUCCUGGUCACUGGCCGGCUCCCUCAGGCUGUGCCAGGGGGGCACCUGGAGCACAGCAAUGUGCCAUGUCUCUGCAAGUUCAUCGAGACCACCACACUCAACCCACACCAGAGCUGGUUCACGGGCAGGUGA
Molecule: messenger RNA, 1041 nt
Organism: Antrostomus carolinensis (chuck-will's-widow)
Lineage: Eukaryota; Metazoa; Chordata; Aves; Caprimulgiformes; Caprimulgidae
Gene: TMEM268
Product: transmembrane protein 268
Exons: 8
Coding region: 1-1041 (346 amino acids)
Source: RefSeq, a predicted model, not a curated record